This is a messenger RNA of Acaulospora morrowiae, 975 nucleotides long. Lineage: Eukaryota; Fungi; Glomeromycota; Glomeromycetes; Diversisporales; Acaulosporaceae. The record is from the annotation of a GenBank genome assembly.
AUGGUGAGGGCGCAAGGAACCACAGCACCAACGGUGUGCAAUGGAUACGCCGAAUUUUGUGAUAAGCCAUACUCCUCUAUAACGUUUGUAGCAACUCAUAAUUCCUACGCAAAUACAUCCGAAACAACCGGUAUUCCCCAACAACUGAAGGCCGGUGUACGCGCUUUCCUACUCGAUGGUCAUUACAAUCCAAAUAGCAAAACCGCUCCAAUCGAAUUAUGUCAUACUAGUUGUGCCAUACUCGAUGCUGGUAAAGUCAGCGACACACUAAAGCUUUUCACCACUUUUCUAGAACAAAAUCCCAACGAGGUAAUUACCAUCUUCUGGGAGAACUUCGAUAAGAUUGACCCUGCUGAUUAUAAAACUGCCUAUGAUACGGCCGGGUUAACGUCGUAUGCUUAUAUUCCAUCCAGCCCUACAGAGUGGCCUACCUUGAGCAGUUUGAUCCAAAGUAAUACAAGGGUUAUUAAUUUUAUUGACACUGGAGCCAAUAACGCAACUGUUCCUUGGUUACUAUCGGAGUAUACAUAUGUUUUUGAAACACCUUUCGAAAACUAUGAUCUUAACGCUUGGCAAUGUACCGUAGAUCGUCCAAAAGAUCGCAAUCCACCUCCACCCAUGUAUUUGAUAAAUCACUUCUUGUAUCAAACCUUACCAUUUGGAAACGUUACUGUGGAAAUCCCAAAGACUGAUACAGCAAACGUAACUAACGGCCUUAACCUAGAGCUACAUGUGCAAAACUGCACGAAAAUUUUUGGUAAAGCACCAAAUUUUUUGGCGGUGGAUGCUUAUGAUCAAGGAUCCGAUGGAAAGAAUGUAUUCGUGAUUGCAGCCGAGAUGAACAAUGUUACUUAUGUGCCACCCCCAUCACCCAAAGAAACAAAGAAGAGUGGAUCGACAGUGUUGAGUGUGAAUUUGGGUGUUAAUUUCCUAGCGUUGAUCGGGGUAGUGACUUUUACGAUAUUUGGAUUAUAG